This is a messenger RNA of Pollicipes pollicipes, 1482 nucleotides long. RefSeq lists its product as uncharacterized. Bases 171 to 731 code for a protein of 186 amino acids. Gene Ontology annotation, molecular function: growth factor activity. The transcript has 5 exons. NCBI's taxonomy places the organism in Eukaryota, Metazoa, Arthropoda, Thecostraca, Pollicipedomorpha, Pollicipedidae. The record is from RefSeq and is a predicted model, not a curated record.
GGUGCUAAGUGAGGUGUGCAUCUGCCCUCUCCGCGAGCUGCCAGAGGCGGUCCGAGCGAGCCGUGGCGGCGGGCCCCAGUAGUAUGUGCCCGACCGCGCCGACGUCAGUGACCGCUGACUCCAGUCCCGGAUCCUGCACGCCCUCAUGAGGUGUAACGCGACAACGCCCCAUGUACAUAUCUAAGCGUGGGCCACAAUUCGUUUUAGUUGCAAGUCUACUGGUGAUGUUGUCUCCGCCGAGGCGUGCGCACAGCCACCCGAUGCUGAACGAAAACGACCAGCCGCCGCGGACCAUGACGCGGGCGUACCUGUACAACGUCCGGUACGAGAGCUUCGUGUCCUUGCACCGGCCGCGGCGCCGCGGCAAAUACCGUGUGGUCGCCCGCUCCGAGGAGAAAAACAGCCACAGCUUGCUCCGGUUCGAGACCGAGUUAAUCACGAACGAUACGAAGAUCUUCUUCAACAUUUACAACGAGAAGGCGAAGCGCUACAUCUGCUUCAACAAGCGCGGCCGCGUGCGAGCAGCGAAGCGCCGGAACAACAAAAACCUGACCUGCCGUUUCCGCGAGAGGUUGCACGUGCGGACCGAGGUGUUCCAGUUCUUGGCCGACAAGGGCAAGGGCGCGCUCAGCUUCAACGGCAAGAGGAGGCGCGCCGUCCUCAGGCCACCGACAGAUCAGAACGGCCGUUGGCCUAAUUCAACCAAAUUCACCAAAGUUCCUCUGCAUUGACAGGCCGUCGCUGAGGACGAGGCGGCGGCUGGGCGCGCACAUUGCGCCGAGGCGCGCGAAGAGUGAUAUCCCAGCCAGACUCUAGGCGAUCGUUGUUAUGUGGCCGCGCGCAGUGUGUUCGCGCUCGUGUGCGUGUGCGGAGGCGUGCCAUUGUUGUUUCACUCAUGCGCUGUUUUGCUCAAAGCCAUCCCAUGUUUGUCUGGGUGCGGUGGCCGACCAGCCUCGUUAAUAAUCAUUACGUGUCGUAGUUGAUCAUUCGCAUUUGCCGGCUUUGCGCUUCAAUGGACUCUUAAUUUCAUUAUCGCGGCGUCUGAUUGGUCGGGGUGAAUAUUGGGCGCUCGGGCUGGCGGGCUGAUGAAUUUGGCGCGACCCAGCAGCUGCCUGGCCGGAAUCAAUUUCCACUCUUUCGGCGCUGCCCAUCAAAACAAAACCAAAUUAGUCGGCUUCCGUGCGCGGCGUCACCUUCACGUGGCAGAUGGCGGCGUUUAAUUAGCGAAAACAGGCUUUAAUUGCCGCGGCGGCCGGCGGCGCGGCGCCUAUCUCUGACCAUCGGCAAGCGCACUCGUCAAUAGGUCAGCCGGGCUCCUCCAAUGGUCGAUUAAACCGUUUACGACGUGGGUGCGCUGAGACCGUCGCUUGAGCCGCUCGUAACGGCUCAAUCAGCCACGACACCGGUCCCAUUAUUACGCAGUCAGCGCCGGCCAGCCUGCCGAAAAAAACCCGGUCGGCCACAUCCGCCCGGCCGCCCGGU